This is a messenger RNA of Rana temporaria (common frog), 2468 nucleotides long. Its product is annotated as mRNA decay activator protein ZFP36-like. The record is from RefSeq and is a predicted model, not a curated record. Lineage: Eukaryota; Metazoa; Chordata; Amphibia; Anura; Ranidae. Gene Ontology annotation, molecular function: mRNA binding; metal ion binding. The transcript is spliced from 2 exons. Bases 80 to 1021 code for a protein of 313 amino acids.
CGGAGACAGCUCAGAAGAACAGCACUGACUGCUCAAAGAAAUUACUGGGCGGAGAAGCAGGCACUUAGUUCUGAUCAAUAUGUCCACGAUCCUUGAUAUUCGCACUAUUUAUCAGAACCUACGAAAUUUAAGCCUCUCAGAAGACUUUGAAACUGCCAAUGACCACAGCUUCUCCAGUCCUCAGAGAAGACACUCUUGUGCCCCUGAACUGUAUGAUGAAACUCGCUGGGCUUCUCGUGGUGACCCUUGGAAUUUUGAACCAUCUCGUGCUCCCUUCAGAGCAGAUCGGUCAGUUAGCCUUACGGAAGGAACCCGGAAUGCACUACCUCCUCCUCCAGGGUUCCCACCACUGAAGGCACCCCUGCCUACUCUUCCUGCUCCUUCACCUCGUUACAAGACAGAGUUAUGUCGCACCUUUUCUGAAACGGGGACCUGCAAGUACGGCUCCAAAUGCCAGUUUGCCCAUGGGCAACAGGAGCUGAGAGAGCCAAACCGUCACCCAAAGUACAAGACAGAGUAUUGCCACAAGUUCUACUUGUACGGAGAGUGCCCAUAUGGGUCUCGCUGCAACUUCAUCCACCACCCAGCCGAACACGGAACUCCCCACCAGCAAGUUCUGCGCCAGAGCCUCAGCUAUACUGGUGUACCAGUGCGAAGAGGGUCACCUCCACCACCAGGCUUUCCAGAUCCUGCUUCAUUCUCCAGAGCUGCUUCAGUAUCUCCACCACCUUCAACAGACAUGCUUUUCUCUCCUGCUCCUCUUGAGACCCGAAGCCAUGUUUCCACCCUCAAAGGAAUGGACUCAUGCUCUCGCUGUUGCUCAUGUCGGUGCUCAAGAGCUGGAUCCCUUCCUCAAGAUCCCUUUGCAAACCCUAUACUAUUCCGCACACCUUCCUCCAAUUCUCUUACCGAGAAUGAGUGCUAUAGCAGUGGGUCAGAGUCUCCCGUCUUCGAGGUGUCAAGUCAAGUGACUUCCACCAAGAGAUUGCCAAUCUUUCACAGGCUGUCCGUCUCUGACUGAGCAUGAAAAGCAGGGGAAAAAAGCUUCCGAUCAAUCUUUGUUAUUUCAACCUGGUGAUCAGACCAGCACAUCAGUUGAGUCUUUAAUAAGAAGCAAGGCAUUAUGUGAAGUUCCUCGACCUCCUAAGAAGAGAACAAUCUCAAGACUCUUUUCCAAGUGCCUUAAUGCAGAUACUCAGGACUAAGUGGUUUCAGUUGAAGGCUACAUAGUAGCUCAAAGACCACAACUUUUUGCACAAAUUACCCCUCCUACCCUCAUCCAAACGAAUAUCUGUUGUUAGACUAUUCAGAUAUGGGCACCUGCAAGGUUCCAUAGCUAACAGGUCCAUUAUAUUGUGUAAGGGCUUCCCUCUACUGUGUUAUUGUACAAGAGGCCCCGAAUCAUGUAGCAGAGCAAGGUAUUUAGCAUGUUUACUGCCCCUCGUCUCAAGCCCCUAGUUUGGGCUGGACCUAAACUUGUGAGAAUUGGACCAGCGUGGAUCAGUAUCUUGGUUGUGAAAAAUCCAAAUUUAUACCCCUGUGAACUCCUGCAAGAAUUUUUAAAUAUUCAUGUUUUUGUAGGUCCUGCAAUGCAUUGCAGUGUUAUAAUACAACACCACAAUAUUAUUCUGUAGGCUACACUACUACUUGGGUUAUAUACACUACACUGUGUAUAAUGUGGAUUCAUACACUUGUUGGCUUGUUCGCCAAAGUGGCGCUGGGCCCUGUAGCAGUCGGGUAGGUUUAUUGUUAAAUAAAUCCCUGGCCUCCAAGUUGCCUGAUAUUCAAAAACAAUAUGGGACAGCUACAGUUUCUUCUCGCACCAGCAAUUUUUUGAAAUCACAAUCUUCUGAAACAGAGUUGCAUAUUUAUUAACUGUGUAUUGGCCAGUUGUUAUAUAUGAUUUUUUAUUACGGAUACAGAGAUUUUUAUAAAUAUUUAUAAGUAUACGUAUACUUUUUGUUGACCUUGCAUGUCGCUGGAAGACUUCAAGCUAUGUCUGACUCAUUGUGUUAAAUGGUUUUGGCUUGAUACACAGUUAAUAAGCAAGGUUAUGUAUUGUUUCAGAACUUUUGCCAUAGAAAUGUGUUGUAAAGUGAGCCAAUCAGCUGCAAGUAACUGUCAUUUGCAACUAUGUCAUUGAUGCACAAAGUGCACCAAUUUAUAGCAAUGUGAAAUAAUGCACAGCAACCAAAUUACAAUACCAAUUUCGGGUACUGUACUUUGCGUAAAUACGUUGCAGAUGCCUGGUUGGCUGCUUCCUUCAGUUAUUAAAAAUAUAUAUUUUUAUCAAUUUCUGAUAUUUGUAUUAUGACACCUUGCAAUGCAUUAAGUACUUCCCUACAACGUGCCUUCUUACCUCAAUGAGUGACUGCAUCAUGCAGCCUGGCAGUCAAGGAGUUAAAAUCAAGUGAAUUAUGCAAAAAAAGUCAUAAUGGGAAAAAAAAAAAAAAAUUAAGAAUCUGGUA